Molecule: messenger RNA, 1387 nt
Organism: Tupaia belangeri chinensis (Chinese tree shrew)
Lineage: Eukaryota; Metazoa; Chordata; Mammalia; Scandentia; Tupaiidae
Gene: CD99L2
Product: CD99 molecule like 2
Exons: 12
Coding region: 1-723 (240 amino acids)
Source: RefSeq, a predicted model, not a curated record
AUGACGUGGGGCAUUGUUCAUAGUCCUAAGUCUUUGGGGGGCAAGUGUCUAGGAUCAUCAGUCUUUGAUGAAAGGGGAGUUGGAUCUGGGGACUUCAAUGAUUUUAAUCUGGAGGAUGCACUAAAAGAAACGUCCUCAGUAAAGCAGCGAUGGGACCAUGUCACAACUAGAAGGCCAGCAGUGACCAGAGCUCCAGCAAGUUCUCAUGAGCGAUGGGACCAUGUCACAACUAGAAGGCCAGCAGUGACCAGAGCUCCAGCAAGUUCUCAUGAUGAUUUUGACCUGGCUGAUGCCUUGGAUGAUCGAAACGAUAGAGAUGAUGGCCGCAGGAAGCCAAUUGCAGGAGGAGGAGGUUUUUCAGACAAGGAUCUGGAAGACUUAGUAAGUGGUGGUGAAUACAAACCUGACAAAGGCAAAGGUGAUGGGCAUUAUGGCAGCAGUGAUGACUCUGAAUCUGGCAUGUCGGCAGAGACUGGCACCAUUGCUGGGGUGGCUAGUGCCCUGGCCAUGGCCCUAAUUGGAGCGGUCUCCAGCUACCUCUCCUAUCAGCAGAAGAAGUUCUGCUUCAGCAUCCAACAUGCAGCAGAAGGUCAAGAGGGUCUCAAUGCAGACUACGUGAAGGGGGAGAACUUGGAAGCUGUGGUGUGUGAGGAACCUCAAGUGAAAUACUCGGCGCUACAAACGCAGUCUGCGGAGCCGCCGCCCCAGCAGCCCCGGAUCUGAGGCCCCGCUUGGCAGAGGUGCACAGACCCAGCUCCCUGCUCUUCCCACAUCACUGGCUUCUCGUUUUGAGUUUUCCGGCUGAGCUCUGGGUAUUCGUGCAUUUGGUUUCUGCACCCCAUCAUGCAGGGUGGGGUACUCCACCACAAGUACUCCAGAGAGACUUUGGUGCUGACACACAAGACACAGCUCUGGCAGAAAGCCAGCACCAGCCUCAGGAACUCCUGGGUCACAAGCUUGAGGCCAGCCUGCCCCUGGCCUUAGGGGGCAUGGGAAUGGAAGAAUCUGAGAUGCUGUGAGCAAGAGAACGCUGGGGGUGACGACAAGGGGAGUAAUGACGCCUAGGGGACAUGAGUCGGACCCCAGGGGAGUGUGGGCCCCCUCCCAUGCUGGAGAUUCAUUGUGGCAGGUUUCUUCUAAUAGGCAGGAACCUCAGAGAGCUGUGAGUUGGGCGCCCGCCAGCGCCCAGUUCACAUGACACCCCUGCGAGGAGUGAAUGGUCAGCACCAAGUAGCACCCGACACGCCACCCCCAGGGCGGCAUUUUCAUUUCAGUCUUUUCUUGCAAUUCCAGGUUUUAUGUUGCUGGAGGCUUUUCAGCUAUUUAAGUGUGAACUUGCAUCUCAUGAUAGUCCUGUCCUGAAUUUAAGAAUCUUCUGGAGAAGUAG